UUCGUUCAAACUUUCGACGGAACGGAACCUUCUCUCCUAAAACUCCUUCGUCUUCUGCUCAUCUCUAAAGUGCUACGAAUGACUUAUUCUGUUAGUGAGAAAAAAAGUGAAUCAAUUAUUAUUGAGAAAAAAAAAAUAAAUAAAUAUAAAAAUAGUCAAAGAGACGAGAUUACAAUUAAUCUCACUUUGGAUUAUUCCAGAAUAAACUGAAAUAAAUGGAAUUUGUUUUCUUAGCAGAAAAAAACUUGUUUCAAAUAAAUAAUUAAACUGAACUUUUUAUUGCUAAUAAAAAAAAAGUCAGAAAGUUAGAGAAAAAAAUAAAUAGCAAAAAUGGUAGAAGGAGCAAAAGUAGAAAUUAAUGUGCAAAGUGUUGAGGCUGUCACGAAAAGCAGUCUCAUAGUUGUGUCAAAUCGAUUGCCAUUUGUGCUAAAAAGAGAUCCGGUUACGAAUGAUUUGAAACGUAAUGCAAGUGCUGGAGGUUUGGUUACGGCAGUCGCGCCCGUCGUUAUCUCGAGCAAAGGUUUAUGGGUUGGUUGGCCUGGCAUGCACUUCAAAGAGGGCGAAAUCGAGAUUCCCGAAUCAGAUCCCAGUGAUAGAUCGCCAACGGCUGGUUUGUUGUCGGAACAAACGGUUCCCGUCGAAGUUGAGCCAAAUUUGUUCAAUAGUUACUACAAUGGAUGCUGCAACGAAAUCUUUUGGCCUUUGUUCCAUUCGAUGCCGGGUCGUUCGAAUUUCACGCAGCAACAUUGGAAAUCUUACGUCACGGUGAAUAAACUUUUUGCGAAACGAACAAUUGAUGCUCUCGAAAUUUGUCACAAGAAAAAUACGCAUCCCGGUACGCCGAUUAUCUGGAUUCACGAUUAUCAUUUGAUGUUGGCUGCUAAUUAUAUUCGUGAAAAGGCAGAUGAGAAGAAUUUGGAGUGUCAGAUUGCGUUUUUCCUGCAUAUUCCGUUUCCGCCAUGGGAUAUCUUCCGUUUGUGUCCCUGGGGAGAGGAAAUUCUGCAAGGUAUGCUUGCUUGUGAUAUGGUCGGUUUUCACAUCCGUGACUACUGUCUCAACUUUGUGGAUUGCUGUCAACGCAACCUUGGUUGUCGUGUCGAUCGCAAAAACUUGUUGGUUGAACAUGGCGGGCGUUCUGUACGUGUUCGUCCCCUCCCAAUUGGCAUCCCAUACGAUCGUUUCGUCGAAUUAGCCCGUUCCGCCCGCAAAGUUCUUCAUACCGAACAAAAAAUAAUUUUGGGCGUCGAUCGUUUGGACUACACAAAAGGUCUCAUCAACCGUUUACUCGCUUUUGAGCUCCUUUUGGAAAAAUACCCUCAACACCGCGAAAAAGUGAGUCUUUUGCAAAUUUCCGUUCCCUCCCGCACCGACGUUCGCGAAUAUCAAGAACUCAAGGAACAAAUCGAUCAGCUCGUGGGUCGCAUCAACGGACGUUUCACGACAGCAAAUUGGUCUCCAAUUCGUUACAUUUUCGGAUGCGUUUCGCAAGAAGAGCUCGCUGCCUUUUAUCGUGAUGCCGCAAUUGCUUUCGUUACGCCGCUGCGUGACGGCAUGAAUUUAGUGGCGAAGGAAUUUGUCGCGUGUCAAAUUAACGAACCGCCCGGCGUUUUAAUUGUCAGUCCGUUUGCGGGGGCGGGAGAAACGAUGCACGAAGCUUUGUUGUGCAAUCCGUACGAACUUAAUGACACGGCGGAAGUUUUGCAUCGCGCCGUUAGCAUGCCCGAAGACGAAAGAAGCUUGCGGAUGUCGCGGUUGAGAAGACGUGAAGCUGAAAAUGAUGUCAAUACGUGGAUGCGGGGAUUUUUGAAGGCAAUGGGAUCGCUGGAGGAAGACGAUGUUGGGCUAACGAACAUGCAACCCGUGGAAAUUGACGAUUUCGAUGGAUAUUUGUUGAGUUAUUUGGGUUACAGUCACAAACUUGCCUUAUUGUUGGAUUAUGAUGGUACCUUGGCACCCAUUGCGCCGCAUCCAGAUCUUGCAACGUUGCCAGCGGAAACGAAAAAUGUCCUGCAACGACUUUCGAAUCACUCGGAUGUGUAUGUUGCCAUCAUUUCCGGCAGAAGUGUUGAAAAUGUCAAGAAAAUGGUCGGCAUCGAAGGAAUCACUUACGCAGGUAACCACGGAUUGGAAAUUUUACAUCCCGAUGGCAGCAAAUUCGUUCAUCCGAUGCCAGUUGAGUGCGAAUUGGAAGUUAGCAAAUUAUUGCAAGCGUUACAAGAAAAUGUAUGUCGCGAUAACGCAUGGGUCGAAAACAAAGGCGCCUUGCUAACAUUCCAUUAUCGUGAAACGCCGGUAGAAAAAAGACCAGCGAUGAUCGCAAAAGCCAAAGAACUCAUCAUUAAUUCCGGAUUCAAACCAGUUGAAGCAAAUUGUGCCAUCGAAGCAAAACCGCCAGUUUUGUGGAAUAAAGGUCGCGCCACGAUUUAUAUCCUUCGCACGGCUUUCGGUGUCGAUUGGAGUGAACGCAUCAAAAUUAUCUACGUCGGCGACGAUUUAACGGAUGAGGAUGCAAUGACGGCCCUCAAAGGUAUGGCUGCGACAUUCCGAAUCUCCUCAUCGCACAUCAUCAAAACCGCUGCCGAAUACCGUUUGCCAUCCACAGACUCCGUGCUCACGAUGUUAAAAUGGAUCGAGCGUCAUUUCAUGCGACGCAAGCCACGUGCCAACUCUCUGACCUACAAAAAAUCCAAAAAAGACGCCUUCAAGUUGCACAUGUCGUUCGAUGCGGAAACUGCGGCGGCGAUUGCGUCGGCAGCAGCUGCUUCAUCAGCAGCCAACAGCGAAGAAGACUAAUUUUCGGAUGGAGAUUAUUACAGGAUAGGACUAAAAAAUUAUAAUUUUAAGUAAAAAACAACGUUUUAGAGUAAUAAAAAAAAAUGUCGCAUUUUUUAAUGACCUUCCGACGAUGAAAAGAAUGAAGACCUCAAUACUCGAACUUGUUGUUUGGCAUAACUUGGCGUUAUAAACAAAUAAAAAGACUCACAUUUUAUUGUUAAGAACAUAAAAAUUUUUACUUUUAUUUCCAUGCUGACUAUGUGGUGUUAUCAGAUGGGUCGCAAUAUAAUUUUUUAAUUACAAAAAUUGCUUUUUUUAUAACAUAACAUAGAAUUUUUUGCUUUAUUAAAU
Messenger RNA from Culicoides brevitarsis, 3126 nucleotides. RefSeq lists its product as uncharacterized. The record is from RefSeq and is a predicted model, not a curated record. Gene Ontology annotation, biological process: trehalose biosynthetic process. Bases 331 to 2793 code for a protein of 820 amino acids. NCBI's taxonomy places the organism in Eukaryota, Metazoa, Arthropoda, Insecta, Diptera, Ceratopogonidae. Gene Ontology annotation, molecular function: trehalose-phosphatase activity. Gene Ontology annotation, cellular component: cytosol; alpha,alpha-trehalose-phosphate synthase complex (UDP-forming). The transcript has 7 exons.